AUGAAAACUCCAGAGUUUAGUUUAGAUUCUUUAAAAAAUAACAGGAAGAAAAAGAGCAAGAAGUUGAACUAUGAAAAUUGGAGUGCACAUUAUUUUUUAAAGUUGCCUAUAUUUGUAAUAUUAAUGAUUGUAUUUUCUUUAAAUGCCUUUAUAUAUUUAUUGAUUCGUUUUUUUAUAUAUUUUUUUGAAAAUACAUCGUUUUGGAUGAUAACAAAAUGUAAAGAUUUCAAUUUUUUCGUUCGAAAGAAGAAAAAUGCAGAGACAUCAUCUUCAUCAUGUUCAUCAAAUAAUAAUAAUAAGAAGAAGAAGAAAUGUGAGAAUGAAGAACCCAUAGUUUAUAAAAAUGAAAAGGAUGAUAGUAUAUUUCAUAUAGAACGUUUAAUGAAUACAUGUAAUAAUUAUGAUGAUUAUAUAAAAUAUGCAUACAGUAUGGAUGUGUUAACUGGAAAAACUGUUCAUAUAAAUGAAAAUGACGAUUACAUUAAUAUUUAUGAUGUACAUUUAUUAAAAAAAACAUCAGAAAGUAUACAAAUUAAUUUAUUAAAUAAAGAUAUUUUAUUACUUCUAGAAGAUAUAAAAAUAGCUACUUCACCAAGAAUAAAAGGAAUAUUUCAAGAAAAAUAUUAUUGUAAAACUUAUUCAAUACCUCAUUUGAUUGUAACAGAAUUUAUUAAUAAUGUAAUGAAUGGAUUAAAUUUUUUAGAAAAUUAUAUAGAACAACAAAAGCAAAUGAAUAUCAAUUAUAAGUUCUCAGAUGAAUAUCUAGUUAUCAAAAAAUAUUUUAAAGAUAUAUUUAGACAAUGGGGGAAUACUGCAUUGUUUUUAAGUGGCGGGGCCAUUUUAGGUCUACAUCAUUUCGGAGUCUUAGAAGUGUUCUUAAAAUCUUCAAUAAAUGCCGAUUAUUUUAAUGACUACGCUAAGAAACUUACAAUGGAGCAAACAAAGGAAGAAAAGUUAUCUCGCAGUAGUUACACAAAUGAUAUUAAUGAUGACAAUAAUAAGAAGGAUAUAUAUAAGGAUUGUCAAGAUGAAAAAAAAAGAAAUAUUAUAUCAAGCAGUAACAAUAGUAGGGAGAAAAAAGUUUCACCAGGAGAUUUUGACAAAAAAAAAAAAAUAUAUAUUAAUAAUAUGAAACAAGAUAUAAAGGAAAAUAAAAAAAAAAAUGGUAAUAAAAAUAAUUGUGAUGGUUAUAACAACCAAUGUGAUGAUUAUAACAACCAAUGUGAUGGUUAUAACAACCACUGUGAUGAUUAUAACAACCAAUGUGAUGAUUAUAAUAAUUUUCAUUAUGAUAAUUCUUCAUCUUCUAAUGGUAGUGUCUAUCAUUCUUCCAUAUGCGAUGAAUUUAACCUUUUUUGCACAGAUCGUAGGGUAAUAUUGAAAGAGUAUAAUAAUAUGAAGGAUAAGAAAAAACCAAUAAAGAAAUUGAACACAUUAUGUAAUAAUAUUACUAAUUAUAAUGAAAGUUGUAAUAUGAAUAAUAAAAAGGUUCCUAUUAAAGAAGAUGGAGAGCUUAAUUUUAAUAAGAAAGAUAUAAAUAUGAAUGCUAAUGAUUUGAAAGAAAGAAAGAAAAAAAAUAUAUUAUUUGAUAGUCUAAAUCCUUUUUAUAAAUGUUCUGAAGAACCUAAUAAGAAUGAGAAUUUCCCUAUUAGAAAAAAUAAUACAAACGAUUUUGUUGAAAAUUUUGAAGAUAAUAUUUUGCCACAAAUAAUUUGUGGAACAUCUGCUGGUAGCAUUGUUGCAGCUUGGAUUUGUACUAGAACAAAUAACGAAUUGUUAGAUGAGUUUAAUAUUAAUUUUAUUUAUAAUAUCGUUUCUUGUUUUUCUUCAGAAAAUUGGUUUUAUUCAUUUUUUAAUAUUUAUAAAAAAGGGAAUUUUUAUGAUAUCGAUAAAAUUGUUAAACUUAUUUAUAAUUUAUAUGGUGAUAUGACAUUUCUUGAAGCUUUUAUAAAAACAAAUUUAGUUUUAAAUAUUACAGUUACUAGAGCAGAAUGUGAAAAUAAUAAUUUUAGUUGUGAUGAAGAUGGACAUAUAGUACUAAAUUAUAUGAACUCUCCAAAUGUUUUAAUUUAUACGGCAGUUUUGGCUAGCUGCUCUUUUCCAUAUUUAUUACAACCUUUCAAAUUGUUAGAGAAAAAAUAUAACAAAGAAAAUGUUUAUAGAUUUAUGUCUAUAAAGGAAUUAAAUAAUAGCAAACUUAUUUUGAAUAGUAAUACUUUAUAUAAAAAUCGAAUUCUCUUAAAAGAAGAUUCAGACGGAUUAGCUCUAUCAAGGAGUUUAGAAAGUUCAGAUAUUAAAAGUGAAAAAACAUGUAAUAAUGCUGAUACUUGGAAAAAUAAUUAUAGUAAUAAUAAUCAUUAUUAUAAUAGUAAUAUCAAUUUGGAUGAUGAACAUAAAAAUUUAAAUGAACCACAACCAUCCAUUUCAAAUAAUGUACAUAAUUAUGAAAAUAAAAAUUCUUCAUGUGCAACCAUUGAUACUUGUAUGAAGGAAGAAUAUAUUUUAAGUAAAACCAUUUUGGAAAAUGAAUUUAUUAAUAAACCAAUUAAUAAUAAAAUGAAUAAGGAUUAUAUACAUAAUAAUGGAGAUGUCGAAUUUGUAGGAAACAAAAAUGAUCAUAUUUUAAAAAAUAAUGAUAAUGAAAUGGUAGUAGCUAGCUUUUUUGUAUCAAAUAAUGACCUGAACAGUUCAGGAGAAAAGUUGAAAAAAAAAAAAAAAAACAAUAACAACAACAAUAAUAAUAACAACAACAACAACAAAAAAAAAAACAAUAACAACAACAAUAAUAAUAACAAUAAUAAUAAUAAUAUAAAAUUUCCAGAUCAAUUACAUAUUCAUAAGGGAGAUAAAAAUGAUUUGGUUGUUUUGAAAGAAGAUAAGAAUAAAAAGGAUAAGAUUAAUAAUAAUGAGAUGAAUGAUUAUAAUAAAUAUGAUGAUAAUGGUGAUGUUGAUUAUGAUGAUUUCGAAGAAGAAGAUAUAUGUAUAAAUCAAGUAUUAAGAAAUGAAAUUGGUGAUGGUGUUAUAUUGGAUAAAGAAAAAAUAAAGAAGAGAAAAAAAAAUAAUAAAGAUAUGUUAAGUAUAGAAAAAAAGGGAACCGAAAUAACAGAUAGUUGGGAGAAUGAAAAUAUGUUAAUUGAAAAAACAUAUGAAAAUGGUAAUUCAAGUAAUAAAUAUAUAGAUAUUAAUGAAUAUAGGAAUAUAAAUUUAUUGAAUGAAGAGUAUACUAUAAUAAAUAGUGUACAAUUUAAAAAUAUGUAUUUUCAUGAUGGUUCAUUGAAAAGUGAUAUACCUGCACAUAAUUUAAAUCAGAUAUUAUCAGUGAAAUAUAAAAUUGUUUCUCAAGUUAAUCCACACGUAUUUCCAUUUACUGGAGUGCGUGUGCAUGGUGAGGCUGGUAAGCCAGUCAAAUGGAGAGGAAGUUCUGGCAAUUGGAGAGCAGGUUUUUUAAUGUCAUCUAUGGAAAUAUUAUUUAAAGAAAAUAUGAGAUAUAUAUUAAGACUAAUGGCUUUACUUGAUUUAUCUCCAACCAUAAGAGGAUUAAAUGCUGGAUCGAUAGCCAUGCAGAAUUAUAAUGGAGAUAUAACGUUACAUCCGAAGCGACUUUAUUUAAAACAUUUUAAAUUAAUUAGUGUUUCUAAUUAUGACGAUGUUGAAUGGUAUAUACAAGAAGGAAGACAAAUGACUUUUCAAAAAUUGCCUUUAAUUUUGAACAGAAUGAAAAUUGAAAAGAAAUUGAUAAAAAUGAAAAAAUGUUUUUUUUAA
Molecule: messenger RNA, 3762 nt
Organism: Plasmodium gaboni
Lineage: Eukaryota; Apicomplexa; Aconoidasida; Haemosporida; Plasmodiidae
Product: putative patatin-like phospholipase
Exons: 2
Coding region: 1-3762 (1253 amino acids)
Biological process (GO): lipid metabolic process
Molecular function (GO): triacylglycerol lipase activity
Source: RefSeq, a predicted model, not a curated record